UACAAGGGAUCUUCCGAACCCAGGGAUCAAACCUACGUCUCUGGCUUCUCCUGCAUUGACAGGUGCUUUUUUUACCACUGUGCCACCUGAGACGCCCACACAUGGACAGACGUACUUAAAUGCCAGGAGGACACAGAAACGAAGAAGGUUGGUGAAAGAUGCUCCUUGGGAUGAAGUCCCACUUGCUCACUCCCUGGUUGGUUUUGCCACUGCCUAUGACUUCUUGUACAACUACCUGAGCAAGACACAACAGGAGAAGUUUCUUGAAGUGAUUGCCAAUGCCUCAGGGUAUAUGUAUGAGACUUCAUACAGGAGAGGAUGGGGAUUUCAAUACCUGCACAAUCAUCAACCCACCAACUGCAUGGCCUUGCUCACAGGAAGCCUGGUUCUGAUGAAUCAAGGGUACCUUCAGGAAGCUUACUUAUGGACCAAACAAGUUCUGACCAUCAUGGAGAAGUCUCUGGUCUUGCUCCGAGAGGUGACAGAUGGCUCCCUCUAUGAAGGAGUUGCGUAUGGCAGCUACACCACCAGAUCACUCUUCCAGUAUAUGUUUCUUGUUCAAAGGCACUUUGACAUCAACCACUUUGGCCACCCAUGGCUUAAACAACACUUUGCAUUUAUGUAUAGAACCAUUCUGCCAGGGUUUCAAAGAACUGUGGCUAUUGCAGACUCAAAUUACAACUGGUUUUAUGGUCCGGAAAGCCAAUUAGUGUUCCUGGAUAAAUUUGUCAUGCGUAACGGCAGUGGCAACUGGUUGGCUGACCAGAUCAGAAGGAACCGUGUGGUGGAAGGUCCAGGGACGCCGUCCAAAGGGCAACGCUGGUGUACUCUUCACACGGAAUUUCUCUGGUACGAUGCCAGCUUGAAAUCUGUCCCCCCUCCUGAUUUCGGCACCCCGACAUUGCAUUAUUUUGAAGAUUGGGGCGUUGUGACUUACGGAAGUGCGCUGCCUGCAGAAAUCAAUAGAUCUUUCCUUUCCUUCAAGUCAGGAAAACUAGGGGGACGUGCAAUAUAUGACAUUGUCCACAGAAACAAAUACAAAGACUGGAUCAAAGGCUGGAGGAAUUUUAACGCAGGGCAUGAACAUCCUGAUCAAAACUCGUUUACCUUCGCUCCCAAUGGUGUGCCUUUCAUUACUGAGGCUCUCUACGGGCCGAAGUACACCUUCUUCAACAAUGUUUUGAUGUUUUCCCCAGCUGCCUCCAAGAGUUGCUUUUCUCCCUGGGAGGGCCAGGUCACAGAAGACUGUUCAUCAAAAUGGUCUAAAUAUAAGCAUGACCCAGCAGCUAGCUGUCAGGGGAGAGUGGUUGCUGCAGUAGAGAAAAAUGGGGUGGUUUUCAUCCGAGGAGAGGGUGUGGGUGCUUAUAACCCCCAGCUUCACCUGAGGAACGUUCAGAGAAAUCUGAUCCUCCUGCAUCCGCAGCUUCUCCUCCUUGUGGAUCAGAUACACCUGGGAGAGGACAGCCCCUUGGAGAGGGCAGCAAGCUUCUUUCACAAUGUGGAUUUUCCUUUCGAGGAGACGGUGGUAGAUGGGGUCCACGGAGCUCUCAUUAGGCAGCGAGAUGGCCUCUAUAAAAUGUACUGGAUGGAUGAUACUGGCUACAGUGAGAAAGGAACCUUUGCCUCAGUGACAUACCCUCGCGGCUAUCCCUACAAUGGGACAAACUACGUGAAUGUCACCACGCACCUCCGAAGUCCCGUCACCAGGGCAGCUUACCUCUUCAUAGGGCCAUCCGUCGAUGUUCAGAGCUUCAGCAUCCACGGAGACGCUCAGCAACUGGAUGUGUUCGUGGCCACCAGCGAGCAUGCCUACGCCACUUACCUGUGGACAGGAGAGACCGCAGGGCAGUCGGCCUUUGCGCAGGUCAUUGCUGACCGGCAGAAAAUUCUGUUUGACCGGAGUUCAGCCAUCAGGAGCAGCAUUGUCCCAGAGGUGAAGGACUACGUGGCUCUGGUGGAACAGAACCUGCAGCAUUUUAAGCCCGUGUUCCAGCUGCUGGAAAAGCAGAUCCUGUCCCGAGUCCGGAACACAGCCAGCUUUAGGAAGACUGCUGAGCGCCUGCUGAGAUUUUCAGAUAAGAGACAGACCGAGGAGGCCAUUGACAGGAUUUUUGCCAUAUCACAGCAGCAGCAGCAGCAGCAGAGCAAGUCCAAGAAGAACCGAAGGGGAGGCAAGCGCUAUAAAUUCGUGGAUGCUGUCCCUGAUAUUUUUGCACAGAUUGAAGUCAAUGAAAGAAAGGUUCGUCAGAAAGCUCAGAUCUUAGCACAGAAAGAACUGCCCAUAGAUGAAGAUGAAGAAAUGAAAGACCUUUUAGAUUUCGCAGACAUAACAUACGAGAAACACAAAAACGGUGAUGUGAUGAAUGGCCGGUUUGGCCAGGCUCGGAUGGUGACAACUACUCACAGCAGAGCCCCAGCGCUGUCCGCCUCAUACACCAGACUGUUUCUGAUUCUCAACAUUGCUAUUUUCUUUGUCAUGUUGGCAAUGCAACUGACUUAUUUCCAGAGGGCUCAGAGUCUUCAUGGCCAAAGAUGUCUCUAUGCAGUCCUUCUAAUAGAUAGCUGUAUUUUAUUAUGGUUGUAUUCUUCUUGUUCCCAAUCACAGUGUUAGUAUUGAAACUAUAAGUGGCUUGAUUGUUUUGUGGUCACAAGUCUAUGCAAAAAGAAAAGAAAAAUUCAUUGCCCUAGUUUUUUUUUUUUUUAAUCUUUUUAUUUUUUUUAUUUUUAUUAUUUUUUUUUUUAAAUUUUAAAAUCUUUAAUUCUUACAUUGCCCUAGUUUAUUACUGGAUUUUUUUUUUUCAGAUUCUUUUAACAAAUUAAGGGGAAAGUACUUCCACACAAGGAAUCAGGGACAUGGAGAACUCAGUAUGCAUAGAGGCAAAGAAUUAGAAAUAAGGGUAGCUUGAUUGCCACAUGGUGUUUCUGGAAAUGUUUGGCUUGGCUGAAUUAGGAAUCCGUAUAAUACUACUCUUAAAAGAACAAAAAGUCUGGUUUUAAGUACUGUUUCUUCUUAAGAGAAAGAGACUUAGAUAGAAUUGGAUUUUAUUAAUAUUAAUUUAAUGCUAUUAGCACUCUCCAGAUACUAUUUUAUGGAAAGACUGAGGCACAGAAUUCUGAAAAAUACAGAAAGUUUUUUAAUGUUGUAAUCAUGUUAAAAAUAAAUGUUGGUAAGUCCUGGUUAUGAUGGUGUCAACUUCCUUGGAGAAAAAUUCAUGUGAAUAACAGUGUCUGCAUAUUGGGUUACUGUUUAGAUAACAUGGUAAAAUGAUGGCAAAAGGUUGUUAAAAACUUGAGAUAUAUCUCUAGGAGAAAACAUGUAUUAGUGAAUGAACAUUUCCUUGAUGAUGUUGAUUUAUGCAUACACAUAAUUGACUGCUUUUACACAUCCAUUGUUUGUUCAAUAAGUAAAACAAUUACAGGUAACUUAGUUUCCUAUUUUCCUUCUAUGGAAAACUGUUACAGACCCAAUGACUAACUACAAAAUAAAAUAUUUUAUAUUUGACUGUUGAUUUCAAUACCAAAGAAGAUGGGGAAGCUAAAAUUUGAAUAUAAUUCUCAUGUUUUUUUAAUAGAAAACUUUCUCUAAGUUUAUUUUGCUAAAUAAACAUCAUAAUUGUGA
Capra hircus (goat) is the source of this 3619-nucleotide messenger RNA. It is a transcript of the gene DSE, whose product is annotated as dermatan sulfate epimerase. Gene Ontology annotation, molecular function: chondroitin-glucuronate 5-epimerase activity. The record is from RefSeq and is a predicted model, not a curated record. Bases 293 to 2611 code for a protein of 772 amino acids. The transcript is spliced from 5 exons. NCBI's taxonomy places the organism in Eukaryota, Metazoa, Chordata, Mammalia, Artiodactyla, Bovidae.